AAAGAAUUUAACUGCGCAAAAGUCCUGUGUGCUGACGGAUGUCCAAAGUUCAGAACUUUUUCAAUGUGCGUUUCGAGUGGACACAAGGAUGGGGACAGCUUAAACGCAGCAAUCUGCGCCGUGACUCCGAGUUUUCUCCUCUUUUUGCUUUUGAGAAGCUGAGAUCUGAGCAGCAUUCAGAGGGAGAAGUUGGAACUUUUUUUCUUUCUGUCUUCAUUUUGGAGCUUUAUUUAAUUUUUCUUUUUUAACGGAUCACAGUAAAAAAAAAAAAAAAAAAAAAAAAAAGCCAUGCAGGCUCGCUACUCCGUCUCCAGCCCCAACUCCCUGGGUGUCGUGCCGUACAUCAGCAGCGACCCGAGCUACUACCGGGCCGCAGCCGGUGGGGGAUACACGGGAAUGGCAGCGCCAAUGAACAUGUACUCUCACGCGGCUCACGACCAGUAUCCCGCCAGCAUGGCCCGUGCGUACGGACCGUACACCCCCCAGCCUCAGCCCAAGGAUAUGGUGAAGCCCCCUUACAGCUACAUCGCGCUCAUCACCAUGGCUAUCCAGAACUCGCCCGACAAGAAGGUGACCCUGAACGGGAUUUACCAGUUUAUCAUGGAGAGGUUUCCAUUUUACCGAGACAACAAGCAGGGCUGGCAGAACAGCAUCAGGCACAAUCUGUCGCUCAAUGAGUGUUUUGUCAAGGUGCCCCGCGAUGAUAAAAAGCCCGGAAAAGGCAGCUACUGGACCUUGGACCCGGACUCUUACAACAUGUUUGAAAACGGGAGCUUCCUGAGGCGGAGGCGACGCUUCAAGAAGAAGGACGCGCUGAAGGAGAAGGAAGAGCGGCUGCAGAAGGAGCCGCCGCCGCGGCAGCAGGGCCGGGAGCAGGAGCAGCCGGUGCAGGGCUCCCAGCCCGUCCGGGUCCAGGAUAUUAAGACCGAGAACGGGGCCGUCACGCCGCCGCAGGCCGACUCGCCCUCCCUGAGCACCGUCCCCAAGAUCGAGAGCCCGGACAGCAGCAGCAUGUCCAGCGGGAGCCCGCACAGCAUCCCCUCCAGCAGGUCCAUCGGCAUGGACAGCUCCGAGCACCACCAGCACCACAGCCAGGCCUCGACGCAGGGCUUCAGCGUGGACAACAUCAUGACCUCCCUCCGGGGGUCUCCGCAAGGGGCCACCGAGCUCGCCUCCGGCCUCAGCGCCUCCACCAGGACAGGUAUAACCCCGUCUUUGUCCUUAAACUAUUCCCCGAGUCAGACGUCUGUCUAUAGUUCACCGUGUAACCAGAACUCCAUCUCCACUACCUCCAACGCGACCUACCAUUGUAACAUGCAAGCCAUGAGCCUUUACGCCGGGGACAGAUCGAGCCACUUGGCACCGAGCACCACGGUGGACGAGACGUUGCCAGAUUACUCGGUCACGACCACCUCGUCCUCCCUGAGCCACGGUAAUCUAAACUCUGGGCAGGAGGGCCACCACCCCCACCAAGGGAGGCUCACCUCAUGGUACCUCAACCAGGCCGGAGACCUGGGCCACCUGGGCGCAGCCUACCCGGCACAGCAGCAGAACUUCCACUCAGUCAGAGAGAUGUUUGAGUCCCAGAGAAUUGGCUUGAAUAACUCGCCGGUCAAUGGGAAUAACAGCUGUCAGAUGUCAUUCCCACCGAGCCAGUCCAUCUAUCGCACUUCGGGAGCUUUCGUAUAUGACUGCAGCAAGUUCUGACC
This is a messenger RNA of Salarias fasciatus (jewelled blenny), 1709 nucleotides long. RefSeq names its product forkhead box C1a (gene foxc1a). NCBI's taxonomy places the organism in Eukaryota, Metazoa, Chordata, Actinopteri, Blenniiformes, Blenniidae. Bases 289 to 1707 code for a protein of 472 amino acids. The record is from RefSeq and is a predicted model, not a curated record. Gene Ontology annotation, molecular function: DNA-binding transcription factor activity, RNA polymerase II-specific; RNA polymerase II cis-regulatory region sequence-specific DNA binding. Gene Ontology annotation, biological process: anatomical structure morphogenesis; cell differentiation; regulation of transcription by RNA polymerase II. The transcript has a single exon.